CGUUCCCUCGCGGCGGGCGUCAGUUUGAGCGGCGCGAGGGUUCGUGACAAACGGCGUCUUGCCGGGGUCCCUCGGCCGCCGACCCCUCUCCGCGGUCGAGGGAAGAUGGUGGGCCGGAACAGCGCCAUCGCCGCCGGCGUGUGCGGGGCCCUCUUCAUCGGGUACUGCAUUUACUUCGACCGCAAGAGACGGAGUGACCCCAACUUCAAGAACAGGCUGCGAGAACGAAGAAAGAAACAAAAGCUUGCCAAGGAGAGAGCUGGACUUUCCAAGUUACCUGACCUUAAAGAUGCUGAAGCUGUUCAGAAAUUCUUUCUUGAAGAAAUACAGCUGGGUGAAGAGCUACUAGCCCAAGGUGAAUAUGAGAAGGGCGUAGAUCAUCUGACCAAUGCAAUUGCAGUGUGUGGACAGCCGCAGCAGUUACUGCAAGUGUUACAGCAAACUCUUCCACCACCAGUGUUCCAGAUGCUUCUGACUAAGCUUCCAACAAUUAGUCAGAGAAUUGUAAGUGCUCAGAGCUUGGCUGAAGAUGAUGUGGAAUGAGAAACAAAUGUCAACAUAAUAAUCUCAAUUAAAAAUAUUUUUAAAAUCUUAACUUGGAAGAUGAACAGCUCUGGGGGAAUAAGGGCAAAUAUGCUUGCUGUGGACUGACUGUCCUGCACCGAAUCUGCCAGAGUUAAUUUUUACUUUGUGUAGAUCGGUUUGUCUUUUAUUUAUUUUUCCCAGUGAAGAGUGUAUUUUGAUAGAGAGCUUUUCAUUUUAUAAAUACACUAUGAGUUACCGAAAUAUCAUGGAUUUUGUUUAUUCCUAAAACGUAAUUAAAAUGGACAUAUAACAUCAUAUUAUGUACAUAAAAGAUAUCUAGUGCUCAGUUUUGAAAGGCAAAAAAAAGUAGGGGAAGGCUGAAGAAUGCACGUUUUUAAACUAGUACAUUUUGGUGCACAUCAGAAAAUUGGAUGGAAAUGUGAUUGUGUUAUCAAAACUGGAUAUUAAACUCUUUGAGAUUA
This is a messenger RNA of Miniopterus natalensis, 1007 nucleotides long. RefSeq names its product translocase of outer mitochondrial membrane 20 (gene TOMM20). Gene Ontology annotation, cellular component: mitochondrial outer membrane translocase complex. NCBI's taxonomy places the organism in Eukaryota, Metazoa, Chordata, Mammalia, Chiroptera, Miniopteridae. The record is from RefSeq and is a predicted model, not a curated record. Gene Ontology annotation, molecular function: transmembrane protein transporter activity. Gene Ontology annotation, biological process: protein import into mitochondrial matrix; intracellular protein transport; tRNA import into mitochondrion.